Molecule: messenger RNA, 1614 nt
Organism: Suillus fuscotomentosus
Lineage: Eukaryota; Fungi; Basidiomycota; Agaricomycetes; Boletales; Suillaceae
Product: Rho GTPase activation protein
Exons: 11
Coding region: 1-1614 (537 amino acids)
Biological process (GO): regulation of GTPase activity; regulation of actin cytoskeleton organization
Cellular component (GO): cell cortex
Molecular function (GO): GTPase activator activity
Source: RefSeq, a predicted model, not a curated record
AUGGAAUGCACGCCGACUAAACAAUUUCAUCCAGAACUCUUGAUGCACGCACAAUGUGAAGUGGAAUGGACAUUGGAAGAAGUCGAUCCAACCGAAGGCCAUUACCCUGAUGAUCGAAAAUUACAACAGUACUCCAACCUAUUCUUCCUUCUCCAGUCUGAACCCCGUCAUAUUGCUGCACUAUGUCGACUUGGACUUGUCAGCUUAUCAGAGAUCGACACUCUCUUGCAGACGGUCAUGUUCAUGCUGUAUGGAAACCAAUAUGAGAGUCGCGAAGAACAUCUCCUUUUAACGAUCUCCCAAUCAGUCUUGUCCGCACAGUUUGAGACAGCAACCGAGUUUGGGUCGCUACUGCGUGCUAACACUCCUGUCUCCCGAAUGAUGACUACUUACACCCGACGAGGUCCUGGGCAAAGUCAUCUCAAGGGGGUGCUGGCAGAACGCAUCAACAGCUUGAUAGAACACAAAGACUUGAACCUUGAAAUUAAUCCUGUAAAGGUGUAUGAGCAAAUGAUAAACCAAAUAGAAGAAGAAACAGUACACUACCGCCCAACCUACCUCGCAGAGUACCCCCAGAGAAAGUAUGGAAAGUGUGCCGUAUGGUAUUCGAUGGAUCUGCAAGCAGAUCCGCAGUUUGACCCGGGUCGGUUUGCUUUCAUCUUCCUUUCAUUUGACGCUAAUCCUCUGAUUGCGAAGAUACUGCAGAACCUUGCAAAUAAGCCCUCGUAUGCGAAGGAGAUCUACAUGAUCACACUGAACCCCUUUGUAGAAAAUAAUAAAGCACGGAUCAACCAAUUCCUCAGCAGUCUUUGCGAGGUCGGAGAUUUCUAUGACACUCUUGAAAUGGACCAAUACAUGGCUCUAUCCAAGAAAGACCUCAUGAUCCACAUCACCAUGAACGAGCUGUACAACACUCACUCUUUGAUUUUACAGCAUGUGGAAACUCUCGUUCCGCGAAAGGAGAACCGUGCCAUAGAGUUGAACCUGUACAGCCGCUGGGAAACGCCUGUACAGGAUAUCCAAAGUGCUCUGAUGGACUCAGUUUCAACAAGCGACAUGCUGUACAUGGAAACCAAGUCUAUUCUUGUACAGCUCAUACUACGUUCCAUACCCCACGCUGCUGAGAAGUGGCUGUACAAUUUGGCUGUGAUCGCUGAAUGGGCGGCUACGACGAAGGAUGCAACACUUGUGCGCAAAGGCAUUGAGGUCAAGGAGAUGCUUCGUGAAUUGGAUUGUCUGCUCUUUGUAUCGCUCUUGCUCGCCAUGAUGGCGAUAUUGACAUUCAGCUCAAGUAUGAUACGCUGGCUACACACUGAUCGGCAAUGGACUCAAGAAUCACAUACUGGCAAAGCGGCAUCAGCGCGUGUGCAGAAUCAACCGCUAGCUGUCAUUGGUGGUGGUGGUUCUGCGGCAGAAGAAGCGACCUAUCUGACAAAAUAUGGUUCUCACGUGUAUGUCCUUGGCCGCCGUAGCGAACUCCGCGUUUCUAAAACUAUGGUCAAGCGCCUCAUGAAUUACCCCAAGAUUACGAUCCUUCGGAACACCGUCGCAACCGGAUGCCAAGGCGACGGCAACAACCUCCGCAUCAAAAACGUAAGGACGGGAAGAACAUGA